AUGAGCUUAACGGGCAGAACUUUUUUUGAACUAAAGCACGAAUAUAAUUAUCAACCUCAUACAGCAUCAAACUCACUUACUGAUUUCGCCUACACUUCAGAGGAAGAUAGUUCACAGUAUUUAGGUAGUCCUACUUAUCAACUGUCCGUGGUUAGUGCUGACAGUGCCCAAGAGGUAAUUAGUGCGGACUGCUUAAUAUUAGAUAAUUGGACGUUAAAUUCAUAUCACUCGACAGCAGCAGCCUCGGCCUCAGAUAACAGUCGACAGACUAAUAAUAUUUAUGAUGAUUUCAUAUAUCAAAUGCAACAGCGGCCAUUAGACAGCAACAACAGCAGCGACAUCAAUUAUCCAGCUCAUAGCAAUUCAACAACAACCAAAACUUUGCAAACUUCCUCUAUAACACCGCAAUGCACUCCCCCAACCAAGAGCAAAUCCAAUAAACGCACACGCAAAAUCACAACCACAAAGUCAGAUGCAAACAUUAUGAAUCCACCUAGUCCAAGUGUAAUCAAACGCCGCCGACAGGCCGCAAAUGCACGUGAACGGAAACGCAUGAAUGGCCUAAACGAGGCGUUCGACCGCUUGCGUGAAGUCGUGCCAACGCCCGCCAUAGAUCAAAAAUUGUCAAAAUUCGAGACACUGCAAAUGGCGCAAACCUAUAUUAUGGCGCUAUGUGAUAUGUUGGAAAAUGGCGAUGGUUCAACAAGCUGCACAUUAUUUCGCGAUGGCAGCCUUGUCGGCGAUAUCAACAGUGAUAUGAUGCUGAAGUUUUAG
Messenger RNA from Teleopsis dalmanni, 774 nucleotides. It is a transcript of the gene cato, whose product is annotated as neurogenin-1. The record is from RefSeq and is a predicted model, not a curated record. Lineage: Eukaryota; Metazoa; Arthropoda; Insecta; Diptera; Diopsidae. The transcript has a single exon. Bases 1 to 774 code for a protein of 257 amino acids. Gene Ontology annotation, molecular function: protein dimerization activity.